AUGAGCCAUGGCCAAAAUAGUGACAUGCCGUAUGGGCGAAGACAGGCGAAGCUUUCAGAGCGGUACAUGCGCAUGAGCGUAGAAGAUGUACUGAAAGACCUAGAUGUACCGUCGCUGGAGCAGGGCCUGGACACUGAAACGGUCCAAGCGCGUCAGCAAGAGCAUGGCAAAAAUGAGCUCGAGGCGAGUGAGCCGGACCCGCUAUGGCUUCGAUGGCUGCAGCAGUUCAAAGAGCCGAUGAAUGCACUACUUAUCGGAAGUGCUGUUGUGAGCCUGCUGGUAGGCGAAACGGAUGAUGCCAUUUGUAUCACGCUAGCACUGGCGAUUGUGAUCACGGUUGGUAUUGCCCAGGAGUACCGCUCGGAAAAGAGCCUCGAGGCCCUCAGCCACCUCGUUCCGCACAAGUGCCAGGUCGUACGUCACGGCACGACGCGCACUAUUGACGCAUCGGAGCUCGUGCCCGGCGACGUGAUCAAGCUGCGCACGGGCGACCGGAUUCCCGCUGACAUGCGCCUCGUCCACGUAUCGGAUCUGGACGUGAAUGAGAGUGCUCUGACGGGCGAGACAAGUGGCGUGCGCAAGUCGACCGACGAAAAGACGGAGGAGCCCACGAACCUCGCCUACAUGGGCACUCUGGUGCAGAAGGGCUCGGCCACGGGUGUGGUAUAUGGCACAGGCGUGCAUACCGAGUUUGGCGGUAUCUUUGGCAUGGUCGAUACGGUCGACGAGCGGCAGACGCCCCUCCAGCUGAGCAUGUCAGACCUCGCACAGCGCCUCAGCAUCCUCAGCCUGUGUCUUAUUGCCGUCCUGCUCCUGGUGGGCGUGCUCCAGCGCAAGUCGUGGAUCGAAAUGUUCACGAUGGCCGUAUCACUUGCCGUCGCUGCGAUCCCGGAAGGACUGCCGAUUGUCGUGACGGUGACGCUGGCGCUUGGUGCGCUGCAAAUGUCGCGCCGACAUGCGAUCGUCAAGCGCCUCCCGAGUGUCGAGACGCUUGGGUGCAUGUCCGUCAUCUGCUCCGACAAGACUGGCACGCUCACGACGGGCCACAUGCGUAUUGUGCAGCUGUACACGGUGCCUGACGGACUUGUGGACGCGCGUCCGCAGUCGCUCUCGCAAGCCAUGACCCGUCACCUGCAGGCCGGCUUUUUCUGUAACAACGCCACACGCAACGAACGCGGUGAGCUCAUUGGCCAAGCGACGGAAGUCGCCAUGGCCGAGGCUCCCGAGCUGAUGGGUCUCUCACUCGAUCACAAGGACUGGACACGCACGAACGAGGUGCCGUUUGACUCAGACCGCAAGUUCAUGGCCGUCACGGGCCAAGGCGAUGCAGAGCGCACGCCUGGCUCGGCACAGCUCAUGAAGGGCGCGCCAGAAGUCGUGCUCAAGCACUGCACGACGUACCUGGCCCAGCAGCGCCCCAUGCAGCUGACCGAGCAGGUGCGCCAGGAGAUCCUCCAUGUGCUCUCCGACUGCACAGAGCGCGGUCUGCGUGUCCUUGCCACGGCCAUGUCCACCAACGGCCGGCACUAUACGUUCUGUGGCUUGCAGGCCAUGCACGAUCCGCCACGCGAGCAAGUGCAUGAUGCGAUCCGCACGCUGCAACGUGCGCAGGUGAAUAUCGUGAUGAUCACGGGCGAUGCCGAGACGACCGCGCGUGCGAUUGCGCAGCAGCUCGGCAUUGCGUCGUCGCCCACGGUCAUGACGGGUCCUACAAUCGAGUCGCUCAGCGAUCGCCAGCUCCAGGAUCGUGUGCGACAUGUGUCGGUGUUUGCGCGGACCAAGCCCGAGCACAAGCUGCGUAUCGUCUCGGCCCUGCAGGCGAAUCAAGAGGUGGUCGGUAUGACCGGCGACGGCGUGAACGAUGCGCCUGCGCUCAAGCUCGCCGAGGUCGGCAUUGCGAUGGGCUCAGGCACGGAUGUGACGAAGGAGGCUGCCGAUGUGAUUUUGGUCGACGACAACUUUGCGACGAUCAUGGGCGCCGUGCGCGAGGGCAAGAGCAUCUUUUACAACAUCCAAAACUUUGUCACGUUCCAGCUCAGCACGAGCAUCGCGGCUCUCGUCCUCAUCUCGCUCAGCACGCUCCUGAAGCUGCACUUCCCCCUGAACGCCAUGCAGAUCCUCUUCAUCAACAUCCUCAUGGACGGCCCACCCAGCCAGAGCCUCGGUGUCGAUCCGGCGCACGAAUGCGUCAUGCAGCGCCCGCCGCGUGCGAGAGACUCGCCCGUGCUCACGAAGCGCCUCUUUGGGCGCGUCGCGUUCACAGCCAGUGUCAUGGUGACGCUCACGUACGUCGUGUUCCUCUCGGGCUACGUCUCUACGAUGGAGAGCCGGCACGAGUCGACCAUGACAUUCACGUGCUUUGUGAUGCUGGCCCUCGUCUCGGCCAUCCAAAACCGCGGGCUGUACACGGGCCUUUGGGAGAACCCGAUGCUGCUGUGGACGACGGGCGGCAGCUUGGCGAUGCAGCUGCUCAUUGUGUACUUUGGCCCGCUCCAGCGCAUCUUUUUGACCGACGCGCUCUCGGUGAACCAUCUCUUGUACCUCCUCGGCAUGUCCAUCACUGGGUUCGGCAUCCAAGAGUGCCGUCGCAUAUACGAACGAUACCUCGAUGACCACGCAUCGGACACGAUGGCCUGA
Molecule: messenger RNA, 2637 nt
Organism: Malassezia restricta
Lineage: Eukaryota; Fungi; Basidiomycota; Malasseziomycetes; Malasseziales; Malasseziaceae
Product: Ca2+-transporting ATPase
Exons: 1
Coding region: 1-2637 (878 amino acids)
Biological process (GO): manganese ion transport; calcium ion transmembrane transport; intracellular calcium ion homeostasis
Cellular component (GO): Golgi membrane; endoplasmic reticulum; plasma membrane
Molecular function (GO): P-type calcium transporter activity; ATP binding; ATP hydrolysis activity
Source: RefSeq, a predicted model, not a curated record